Messenger RNA from Symphalangus syndactylus (siamang), 2253 nucleotides. Its product is annotated as leucine-rich repeat-containing protein 37A-like. Lineage: Eukaryota; Metazoa; Chordata; Mammalia; Primates; Hylobatidae. Gene Ontology annotation, molecular function: protein binding. The record is from RefSeq and is a predicted model, not a curated record.
UCUUCAGACCCCGCUAUGGUUAUAGAACCCUCUCUGACCCAGCAGAUGGCCCCAUCUUUGCCUCCAGAGUUUCCUCAGGAGGUAGAACCAUCUGUAACUCAGCAGGAGGUUCCAGCUGAGAUUCCAGAACUCUCUAUGGAGGCAGAACCUUCUCUGACCCAGCAGGAGGCCACAGUUCAGGCUCCAGAGUCCCCUAAGGAGGUAGAACCUUCAAGGCAGCAAAUGGUCCCAGUUCAGCUUCCAGAGCCACCUAAGGAAGUAGCAGCUCAGCCUCCAGCUCAUUAUGAGGUCACAGUCACAACACCAGGCCAGGAUCCAGCUCAGCACUCAACAUUGCCCAGUGUCACUGUUCAACCUUUGGACCUGGGACUUACCGUCACUCCAAAACCCACUAUGGAAGUUGAACAUUCUACACCCCUGAAGAGGACUAUAGUUCCUCCAAAUCAUCUUAAGGUGACACUUCCACAUCCAGACCAGGUUCAGACUCAGCAUUCACACCUGACUGAAGCCACAGUUCAACCUUUGGAUCUAGAGAUUACCAUCACUCCAGAAUCCACAACAGAGGUUGAACCGUCUACAGCCCUGAUGACUACAGCUCUUCCUCCAGAACACCCUGAGGUGACACUUCCACCUUCAGACAAGGGUCAGGCUCAGCAUUCACACCUGACUGAAGCCACAGUUCAACCUCUGGACCUGGAGCUUAGCACAACUACAGAGCCUACUGCAGAGGUUAAACCGUCUCCAACCACGGAGGAAACCUCAGCUCAGCCUCCAGACCCGGGGCUUGCCAUAACUCCAGAACCCACUCCAGAGAUUGCACAUUCCACAGUCCUGGAGAAGACUACAGCUCCUCAUCCAGACCAGGUUCAGACUCUGCAUCAAAGCCUGACCGAAGUCACAGGUCCACCUACAAUGUUAGAAUCUUCGCAGGAUUCAUUGGUGCAGUCUGAAACUGCACUAGAGGAACAGAAGGCCUCCACAAGCACCAACAUAUGUGAGCUCUGUACCUGCGGAGAUGAGACUCUGUCAUGUGUUGAUCUCAGCCCAAAGCAGAGGCCUCACCAAGUGCCUGUGCCAGAGCCCAACACCUACAAUGGCACCUUCACUAUCUUAAUUCUCAGUGAAAAUUAUUUGACUGAAUUACAUAAGGAUUCAUUUGAAGGCCUGCUAUCCCUCCAGUAUUUAGAUUUAUCCUGCAAUAAAAUACAGUCUAUUGAAAGACAUACAUUUGAACCACUACCAUUUUUGCAGUUUAUAAAUCUGGGCUGCAAUUUAAUUACGGAACUGAGCUUUGGAACAUUUCAGGCCUGGCACGGAAUGCAGUUUUUACACAACUUAAUUCUCAAUCGCAAUUUUCUGACUGCUGUCGAAGAUCCAUAUCUCUUUGAACUGCCGGCAUUAAAAUAUCUCUUUCUUCUUCAGAGACAUGGGAACAACGCACAUCACACAACACUUAAGAACAUUCUCAUGGUGACUGUUGAACUGCAAAAACUCGUCUCAGUGUCGCUCAGGCUGCAGUGCAGAGGCAUGACCUCAGCUCACUGCAACCUCCACCUCCCAGGUUCAAGCGAUUCUCCUGCCUCAGCCUCCCAAGUAGCUGGGAUUACAGGCGUGUGCCACCAUGCCCAGCAAAUUUUUGUAUUUUUAGGAGAGAUGAAGUUUCACCAUGCUGGCCAGACUGGUUUUGAACUCCUGACCUCAAGUGAUCCGCCAACGUUGGCCUCCCAAUGUGUUAGGUGUGAGCCACCUCGCCUGGCCUCACUCAGCAUAAUUUUUUUGAGAUUAUGCUACCAUCUCUGUUGUUGCCCCUAUCAGUACAGCUGGCCCUCCAUGUCUGCAGGUUCCUCAUCCAUGGAUUCAACGAACCAUGGAUGGAGAAUAUUUGGAAAAAAUAAAAUAUAUAAAAUACAACAAUAAAAACAGUAGAAAAUUUAAAACACAGUAUAAUUAUUUACAUACCAUUUACACUGUAUUAGGUAUUUAAAGUAUACCCGAGGCUUAUGUCAUUUAUUAUAUCAAGUAUUAUGUCAUUCCAUAUAAAAUACAUCAGCGUCUGUGGACUUUGGUAUCUGCGGGGGGUCCUGGAGCCAAUCCCCUGCAGACACCGAGGGACAACUCUUCACCACUUUUUAUGGCUGAGUAGUAUUCCAGUUGUGUGGAUGUAUCAAUUUGUUUAUCCAUUCAUCAAUGUAUGGACAUUUGGGUAGCUUCAAUUUUUUGCAAUUAUGAAUAAAACUUCUAAAAACACUCAUA